Messenger RNA from Egretta garzetta (little egret), 1440 nucleotides. RefSeq names its product shisa family member 6 (gene SHISA6). The record is from RefSeq and is a predicted model, not a curated record. Gene Ontology annotation, biological process: regulation of short-term neuronal synaptic plasticity; regulation of AMPA receptor activity. The annotation marks the transcript as partial. Gene Ontology annotation, cellular component: postsynaptic membrane; dendritic spine membrane; AMPA glutamate receptor complex. The transcript has 6 exons. Lineage: Eukaryota; Metazoa; Chordata; Aves; Pelecaniformes; Ardeidae.
GGCGGUGGGGGCUCGGCCCCGGCGCACGAGACGUGCUGGGGGUACUACGACGUGAGCGGGCAGUGGGACAAGGAGUUCGAGUGCAACAACAGCCUUACGGGCUUCCGCUACUGCUGCGGCACCUGCUUCUACCGCUUCUGCUGCAACAAGCGCGCUGAGAAGCUCAACCAGAGCCUGUGCCGCAACUACAAGAGCCCCGAGUGGGCCCACCCCACCACCGCCAGCGGUGCGCUGCCCGCUGACGGCAGCAACGGCGCAGACGGGGACGCCAACAAGUACGACCCAGAUAAGGACAGCACCAACGCCACUGUCUACAUCUCAUGCGGGGCCAUCGCCUUCGUGCUCAUCGCUGGCGUCUUCGCCAAGGUGGCCUACGACAAAGCGCGGCGCCCACCCCGGGAGAUGAACAUACACAGGGCUCUGGCUGACAUCUUAAGGCAGCAGGGACCAAUCCCAAUAGCACACUGUGAAAGAGAGACUAUCUCGGCCAUAGAUACCUCCCCCAAAGAAAACACCCCAGUCAGGACAUCUUCCAAAAACCAUUACACCCCUGUGCGCACCUCCAAAAGUAACCCAGGUCCCUAUGGAAAGGAUAUUUAUCGAAGUGGAGGGCCAGAUCUCCAUAAUUUCAUCUCCUCCGGGUUUGUCACAUUAGGAAGAGGACACACGAAGGAUGACCAAGAACAAAAUUAUAAUCACCUGAUACUAAACAGUGCCACCCAGACACCUACACAUGACAAGCCCCGAAUGAACAACAUCCUUACGUCUGCCACCGAACCCUACGAUCUGUCAUUCUCCCGGUCCUUCCAGAACCUCUCUCACCUUCCACCAUCCUAUGAGUCUGCUGUCAAGACAAACCCAAGUAAAUAUUCUUCUCUGAAGAGACUAACUGACAAAGAGGCUGAUGAAUUCUACAUGAGGAGGAGACACCUGCCUGACCUGGCAGCCCGGGGCACACUCCCUAUCAACGUCAUCAAAAUGUCUCAACAGACCAACCACAGGGACAGGCCUCGCCGUCCCAUCAGGGCCAUGUCCCAGGACAGAGUGCUGUCUCCUGAGAGGAUCAUGCCCGAGGAAUUUAGCAUGUCCUAUGAACGGAUCCUCUCAGAUGAGCAGCUUCUGUCUGCAGAGCGCCUCCACUCCCAAGACCCCCUGCUCUCCCCAGAGCGGUCGGGCUACCCUGAGCAGUCUAUGUCACGGGCAUUGUCACACACAGACGUCUUUGUAUCAACACCCGUCUUGGAUCGCUACAGGAUGACAAAAAUGCACUCCCAUCCUAGUGCCUCAAAUAACUUGUACAAUACCUUAGGUAUGAACCCAACCUCUGCCAAGCGCCAAGCGUUCGCCUCCCGACGGCACAACACAGUAGAACAGUUACAUUACAUCCCAGGACACCAUCAUCACUACCGCACAGCGAGCAAAACAGAGGUGACUGUUUGA